AUUAAUACAAGUGGGCAAUAGCUAAAUUGGGAUAGAAUAAAUGCCCUCAUUGUUUGCUUGAGUUGUUCUGUGCUUAAGUAGCAUGAAAUGCGGGAGAGGGCGUGCAAUUUUUGACUAGCCUUUUUACACAGUGUUUUUAUGUGUGGCUUAAAUGAGAGUUUUUUGUUAAUAGUUACACCAAGUAGUUUUUCCUCGCUGCUUUCGUUGAUUAGUUUGUUGUCUAUUUGUAUGGCUAAGUCAUUACUUUGAUCGCCAAAGGUCAUGAAGUGGCAUUUGUCCCCAUUUAACUUCAUACAGUUGUCUUCAAACCAUUCUGCAACUGUUGAGGAAUUUUCCUCUAAUUUUUCAAUUACAUGUGAGGGGUUAAUGUCGCUCGCAUAGAGGGUUGUGUCAUCUGCAUAGAUGCAUAUUUCUAUGUCUGGUACAAACAUGAGCAGAUCGUUAAAGAGCCUUUGCUGACAUAUGUCCUUUGCGCUCGUUUCCAUCCCGUGAUGCAAUUCUUCGCAGACUUUCUGGGUGUCAGAAAUUGUUUUUUUGUCUGAACAUGGCAACGCGAAAUUUAGGACGGCCACGGCGCCAAGAAGCCAGAAAACAUGUAUAUCUUUUCGAAUCUACGCUGAAACUUUGGAAUGAACACAAGAAAGAAGUAUCUGGCGAUGACCCUGUGAUGACCAAUAACGAAUUUGCGAAUUGUACAGGAGCAUAAUUAUUUCGACCAGGGAAUUAUGAGGCCAAAAGAGGGUCAGAAAAGCAGCCAAAACAAUCUUGGUGCAUCAUCCAAUGCAAGUGUUACAACAUGUUUGCCAUCUGCUGAACUUCCUGUCACUUCUCAACCAUCAUGUACAGCAGCUGUCUGCAUUGAAACACAAAAAGAAUCAACACCAGUUGCCUACAAAAAUAAAAAGAGACAAAAAUUGGAAUUUAGUGUAAUUGAAGUAGAACAAGAGCAGGAAUCAGAAGGAUCAGAAGCAUCUGAAACAAUUUUUGGCAGCACUGUUAACUCAGAUAUCAACAGUAUGAGGCAUAUCAGCAUGAACAAACAACUAGGGCAAAUUUCUGGGAACCCCUUUGUAGAAGAAAGCUACAAUUCUGAGUCAGACAUUGAUUCUGAUGUCUCAGAUUCAAGUAGCGCAUAUAUAAGCACUGAUGAUGAUGAUGAUGAUGAUGAUGAUGAUGAUGAUGAUGAUGAUGAUGAUGAUGAUGAUGAUGAUGAUGAUGAUGAUGAUGAUGAUGUUUAUGAUUCUUUGUCAAGCUCGGAUGAUGAUGGCUUGACACAAGAUCAAAUUGAUGGAAUAUCAAUGCAUAUGACUGAAAAUGCCAAAGAAGAUUCCAGAGCCAACCUUGUUUCUUUAGUGACAGAUCUAGAUUUGACUAGAACAUACUUUGUUGAAAAUGAGCAAUGUGAAAAGUCGAUGGAACUGGAGACCACUAUGAUAGACAACCUGGUGCAAUAUAUGCAUCAUCAGAGGUGAAUUCAAAAGAAAUGAAAGCAAAAGUACACAAAACAAUGGAAGAUCUGUAUCAAACAAAUAUUGGAGAUGCAGAAUAUAAGCAUGGAAACCAAAAUAGAGUUUUAGUGUCACUUAAGAAGCUACAAGAGUUGAAAGGGAAGUUUUGCAUGCAAAAACUGAACAAUGGUCGACUAUGCAAUGAAGUUUUGAAUUUUGAAAGUGAUGUGAAAGGCUGUACAGUAAAACUUCGCUGGUCAUGCAAAAAUGAGCACUUUGGAAUGUGGGUUUCCUCUGAGAUAGUUUCAAAAUCUCACUAUGCAGGCGUUUACUUGAAUGACCUGUUGGUCACUGCCUGCGUAUUAUCGUCUGGAAACAAUUACUCAAAAUUUGCAAGGUUUUGUAAGUUUCUUGGGCUUGCAAUCCCAGAUCAAUCUGUCUUUUACAGAAAUCAGAGAUUGUUUUUCA
Rhopilema esculentum is the source of this 1916-nucleotide messenger RNA. RefSeq lists its product as uncharacterized. The record is from RefSeq and is a predicted model, not a curated record. NCBI's taxonomy places the organism in Eukaryota, Metazoa, Cnidaria, Scyphozoa, Rhizostomeae, Rhizostomatidae.